Messenger RNA from Neospora caninum, 1737 nucleotides. RefSeq names its product Peptidylprolyl isomerase (Cyclophilin)-like 2,related. Gene Ontology annotation, biological process: protein peptidyl-prolyl isomerization; protein folding. Gene Ontology annotation, cellular component: catalytic step 2 spliceosome. The transcript has 2 exons. NCBI's taxonomy places the organism in Eukaryota, Apicomplexa, Conoidasida, Eucoccidiorida, Sarcocystidae. Gene Ontology annotation, molecular function: peptidyl-prolyl cis-trans isomerase activity. The record is from RefSeq and is a predicted model, not a curated record. Bases 1 to 1737 code for a protein of 578 amino acids.
AUGUCUGAAGUGUAUGUCCACGAGCCGUCGACGCGCGGCAAGGUGGUUUUGCACACGUCGCUGGGAGACUUGGAUGUCGAGCUCUGGGCCCGCGAGUGCCCUAUUGCAUGCAGGAACUUUGUCCAGCUUUGUCUAGAGGGCUACUACGCAAACACGAUCUUCCACCGGGUUGUGAAAGACUUUAUCGUCCAGGGAGGCGAUCCGACGGGCACGGGACGGGGAGGCGCGGACACGACUUUCGACGGGAAGCCGUUCGAUGUCGAGACGCAUCCCCGCCUGAAAUUCCGCUAUCGAGGUUUGUUCGGCGUCGCGAACUUGGGACGUUCCAAGGAGAACGAGAAAGACGAGCGCGGCCGUAGCCUGGGGACGAACGGAAACCAGUUCUUCAUCACGCUCGCGCGCGCAGAUGUGCUCAACAAUGCGUACACGCUAUUUGGGAAAAUCAGUGGACAUACACUGUACAAUUUGAUGAAGUUCAACGACCUCGAAGUCGGCAAGGAAGAUCGCCCUCUGAAUCCGCCCUUCAUCAAAAGCGUGGAUGUUCUCUGGAAUCCGUUCGACGACAUCGUGCCGCGCAGACUGCCAGACCUUCCUGGGGCGAAGGACGCGGCCGAGCGCGACCGGAGAAAACGGGCGCGAGAUGUACGUACACCCGGAGGCCGGUUGAGUGGCGCAGAUGGGAAAGAGCUCGACGAGGAAGUGGAGGCGAGGGAGAAGUUGCGGAAGGCGGACAAGAAACUGCUUUCUUUUGGCGACGAGGACGGGGACACCCACGCGUCCGACACUGGGAAAAAACUCAGUGCUCACGACCUCCUGGACGAUCCCCAUCUCCUCCGAGACGCGCCACACACAGACGAGAGAGAAGAAAGAGAAGACGAAGAAGAAGAGCAAGAGUGGAGUGCAGAACGAAGAUCGAGGGGCGCCCGAACCAAUACUGUCGCGGGCGUUCGUGCCCGCCUCGCUGCGCUGUCGUCUCGCGGCGGGGAGCACGCGCCUGAAGGCACGUGGAGCGAGAGGAGAGGCAGGAGAAGCCGAGAAGAAGGAAGUUCUCCCUCUCCCGACAGCGACAGUGAGGAAGAGGCAGAAAGAUCGAGUCGAGGGCGACGCCGAGACAGCGAAAAACCCGACGACAGGCGACACGUGGAGGCUCUUCGGCUGCGAAGUGGAGUUGGAAGUGCACUCCGCGGAUCGCACGCCGAUCGCGAGAAAAUGGAGAACAGCGAUCUAAUGACGGAGGCAGAGAAGCGGAGACAACUUUUUCUUCUCAAGAAGAAAGACAAAGGAGACAAAAAACGGCAAGAAGCCACAAUGCAGAAACUCGACUUGUUCACUGCUCAGCUGCGCCGCCUCCGGGCACCAGCGGCUGCGUCGCCUCUUGGCACAGCUGAGCCAGCGUCAAACCGCGUGUCCCCCGCUGCUUCACCUCGCCACUCCAGCCGCGCGGGAGAAGACAAGAGGUCGAAAGGGGAGGCAGGCACGCUGAACGCGCUCCUGCCCGAUUUAGACGAGGAAGUCGACGAAAGCGACGGGUCGUGGCUUAAUACCGGCGGCCUCAAAUUCGCGGUGGACAGCGCCCGGGCGUACGAACUGGAUGAGGCGCGUGCUGCGGCCUCAGUCGUCGUGUUUGAUCCUCUCAAGGGUCUCAGUGACGAAGUGAAGCGAAAACGUGCAGAAAACAGGAGGAGAGAACAAGGCCGAAUCAACGAGAACGGCAUGCGGGAUGUGCCGAAAUGGUGA